Molecule: messenger RNA, 1118 nt
Organism: Glossina fuscipes
Lineage: Eukaryota; Metazoa; Arthropoda; Insecta; Diptera; Glossinidae
Product: phosphoglycerate mutase 2
Exons: 5
Coding region: 249-1031 (260 amino acids)
Biological process (GO): glycolytic process
Molecular function (GO): intramolecular phosphotransferase activity
Source: RefSeq, a predicted model, not a curated record
CUUUUUGCUAGACCAACAACAAAAACCGUGAACAGUGAUUAUACAUAAACUAAUGCAUCUGUUCGAUUUGGACAUUUAUGUGCACGAAUAAAAUUGCAAAACCGGCAACAACAACAACAACAAUACUAAAGAAAAAAAAUAACAUCAUCAGCUAAACAACAAAAUCGGAUGCUAGUGCAAAAAGCAAAUGCAGGCAGCAAGAAUAAAAUAAUUUUAAAACGACGGUCGCUUAUAGUGCCGCCGCCAACAUGAAUACCAAUAAAGUGGUGCUUCUACGUCACGGUGAGAGUGAAUUUAAUAAAAUGAAUUUAUUUUGCGGUUGGCAUGAUAGUCCGCUCAGCGAGAAAGGUCUUGAGUAUGCUUCAAAGAUCGCUGUUGCCGGUUUGCGGAAACAUAAAAUGGAGUUCGAUUUGAUUUACACAUCUUUAUUGCUGCGUGCUCAUCAAACUGUGGAUGUCAUUGCCAAUGGUAUGAACUACUCCAACUUACCGGUGCGCUGUCAUUGGCGUCUAAACGAACGGCAUUACGGCAAUUUGACAGGUUACAACAAACGUGAAAUGGCUGAUAAAUUUGGCGAAGAGCAGAUACAAAUUUGGCGCCGUUCGUAUGAUGUACUCCCACCAAAAAUUGUGCCUGAAAAUCCUUUUUAUUGUAAAAUACGUAACAAUCCAAAAUUCAAAAAUAUACCGGAAGAUAUAUUUCCCGAUACUGAGUCACUGAAAGAGGUUAUUGCUCGCGUCCUACCCUUAUGGGAAUGUGAUAUCAUGAAGGAAGUAUUAAAAGGAUCCCGUGUAUUAGUUGUGGCUCAUGGUACUGUGGUGCGAGCACUUAUCAAGCAUAUAGACGGUAUUGGCGAAAAGGAAAUUACUGAACUUAAUAUACCAAACAGUGUUCCAUGUGUUUUUGAAUACGAUUUAAAAACGUGCAAACGAGUGAAUAAAAUGCAAUACCUAGCCGAUGAGGAGUAUGUGAAAAAGGAACAAGAAAAAGUUGCAAAAAUCGGAGAUUAUACGACGGGAAAGAUGAUAUGAAUACCUAUGCAAAAUGUACAUACAUAUAUAUAUUUUAUAAGAUACGACUUAUUUAUUUUUAUUUAAAGUUUACGAAUAAUUUCCGAU